Exaiptasia diaphana is the source of this 777-nucleotide messenger RNA. RefSeq lists its product as uncharacterized. Lineage: Eukaryota; Metazoa; Cnidaria; Anthozoa; Actiniaria; Aiptasiidae. Bases 1 to 747 code for a protein of 248 amino acids. Gene Ontology annotation, molecular function: protein binding. The transcript is spliced from 5 exons. The record is from RefSeq and is a predicted model, not a curated record.
AUGCUAAGGGUGGAAAGACCACGACCACCAAGCUCCCCAAUUUUAGAAAUAGCUGAAUCCAGUCCUACAACAGUGACAUUAAGUUGGUCAAAACCUGAAGAGAAUGGAGGUGAAAUACAAUACUACAUAAUCUACAAGAAACUUGCUGGGACUGACGAAUGGUCGCAGAUUGCUACACUUUAUUCAGGUGUACCACUCACAUUCACGGUGAAAGACCUUCUUGCAGGCAAGACAUACAGUUUUGAUGUCACUGUGAAAAAUAAAUAUGGAAGCAGCUUGAUGGGUGUUAAUGUGAAAACCGUGACACUGCCAGUUGAAACCACUACACCUUACACCACAACAAGCGCUAUUAGCUAUAUCAAAGUUGGCGUAUUUGCUGCGUUCUUAGCACUUGUAGUGCUGCUCAACAUCCUGCUUGUAGUUUUCAUCUUAUCGAAACUUAGGACUAACAAACCAAACAAUGACAAGAAAGAAGAUGCAGCUUACUAUAAUGUUAAUGCCUUUGGAAUGGAAUCUUUGCCUUCAACAUUGAACAAAAGUGCUGGGACCAGGCAUCCAAAUCAAGAGCAUUACCAGCAACUUAACCCUAACACCCUGCAAAGCCGUGUAGAUGCAACACCAACAUACGAAACAGUGCUUGGCAUCGCAACUGGCGAACGUAAUGAUCAGCACACUUACCAAGCCUUACGUAAUCACCCAAGUGUUUACCAGAGCCUGCAAACGUACGUCAAUGUAAACACUGCGUGACGCAAUUAAUAUCAAUAGUCAAGGCCGGAG